Maylandia zebra (zebra mbuna) is the source of this 1436-nucleotide messenger RNA. NCBI's taxonomy places the organism in Eukaryota, Metazoa, Chordata, Actinopteri, Cichliformes, Cichlidae. The record is from RefSeq and is a predicted model, not a curated record.
GGCUGUUUGAUUUCGUGGCUCCUUAAUGUCUUGGAUAUUUAUGCUGAAUAAAUGAGAUAAGAGUGAAACUUUAGAAGGAAGAAAUGAUGUCAUUGAGUAGCACAAGGCUCCAGCUGGUGGCUGUUACUCUGAUCAUCCUGAUGGUUUUCUAUGUCAUAUAUUUCUCUAACGUUAAUGAAAAUCUGUUCAAGUUUUCCAGCGCAACAAAACUAAGGUCAGUUUCUCCUAGGAACUUUUCAUUGGCUCAUCAAUGUACCUGCCCUAAAGGCUCAGAACUUCUUAAAGAUUAUAUAGCCAAGGAUCAAUACGAAGAGCUUGUUAAACGGCGAGCUAAGGACCUCCAACAGUACAAAACCAGGAUGGUGUCUGCUGAACUAUCCAGACUGCUGUUUGCUUGGCCUAACUCUCCUCUGCAGUAUCCUAUUCAAGGUUAUAUAGUACAGCCUUUGACCUCUACUCUCAUACCAGGUUUAGGGCUGCAUGCAGAAAACAGAAGCAGCUACAAGGUAUCUUUAAGUGUGUCUAAAGGCAUCCUGACCACAAAUAUUACACCUGAACAGACAAUCAUCAAAGGAUCUGGUAAGAACAAACUGAUUAUCGAGUCUCGCAGCCUGGUGACCCUCAACAACUUGCUAGCCAAAGUGUCCUAUACCAGCACUGACUACCACAUAAACACUGGAGACCUUGCCACUUUCCAGUUUGAAAUGCAUGAAGCUGUGUUUCCAAUUGCCAUCAAACAGCCUCGUGUACCAGUCCUGUAUGACAUGGGAACAGAUAUCAGCUCUCAAGUCACCAUCACAACAAAAACUUUCCAGCGCUAUAGACACUUAAGAGUGUUGCUUGACAGCAUCCGGCAAUUUUAUAGCAACGUAAAAAUUAUUAUUGCCGAUGACAGCUUUGAAACGGAGCUCAUUACUGGAGAAAACAUUCAACAUUACAUUAUGCCUCCAGCACAGGGCUGGUUUGCAGGCAGAAAUCUGGCUGUUUCCCAGGUAACCACCAAGUACUUCCUGUGGGUGGAUGAUGACUUUAUGUUUUCAGAGAAGACGAAGAUAGAGAACCUUGUAGAGGUGAUGGAAGCGAUGCCAGAACUUGACGUGGUUGGUGGGUCGGUGAAAGGGAAUCAGUUUUACUUUGCUCUCAUCUAUGAGGAAGGAGAUGAAAUUGAAGGUGGCUGCCUUUACAGGAAAUCUGGAGGGAAAUUUCAAACACUUCCUGGUUACCCACAAUGUUCUAUGACCAAUGGAGUUGUCAACUUCUUCCUGGCACGCACAGAUGCCGUGCAGAGGGUGGGCUUUGAUCCUAAGCUCCAGCGGACAGCACAUUCAGGUCGGGAGAGGCUAUAUAGCAUGGACCGGUCGGAUGACUACGCCGGAUGGAAGCAUAACCGGAAGCAUGGCAUGGACUUUCCCUUUGACCUUCAUUCAGCUCUAUGA